Molecule: messenger RNA, 494 nt
Organism: Cuculus canorus (common cuckoo)
Lineage: Eukaryota; Metazoa; Chordata; Aves; Cuculiformes; Cuculidae
Product: cytochrome c oxidase copper chaperone
Exons: 3
Coding region: 63-269 (68 amino acids)
Biological process (GO): mitochondrial respiratory chain complex IV assembly
Cellular component (GO): mitochondrial intermembrane space
Molecular function (GO): copper chaperone activity; copper ion binding
Source: RefSeq, a predicted model, not a curated record
CAGUCCCCCCACUUCCGGCCGGCCCCAUCGUACCCGCGCAGGCCGAGGCUGAGCCGCUCGCCAUGUCGACGGUCGCCGCCGCCAGCUGCGACGCCAAGGUCGCGGGGGAGGCGCGGGAAGGGGAGAAGAAGCCGCUGAAACCCUGCUGUGCCUGCCCCGAGACCAAGAAAGCGCGGGACGCGUGCAUCAUUGAGAAGGGAGAAGAAAAUUGUGGGCACCUAAUUGAAGCUCACAAAGAGUGUAUGAGAGCUCUGGGCUUCAAGAUAUGAGUGAGAUGAGCAGGACUCUGAAUGUGGUGAUGUCUGUUGUGUGACUGUGUUCUGGAGAGCUGGAAAAUAAAUUAUUUCUGCAAUUUACUUCAAAGAACAAAUAUAAACAAAGAAUCUAUUUAUGAAGAGUCUGUAAUGAUAGACUGCGCAUCACGUCUGUGGCUUUUGAUCACUGCUAUAGAAAAUAUAUUUUUCCUCUUAAUAAAAGUCUGAAAAUGGCCCGCG